AGAGAAAGAGAGAGAGAGAGAGAGAGAGAGAGAGUGGGAGAGAGUUCAUGUGUGCUCAGUGUGUCUGUCUAAUAGAGUGACCCCCCAGCGCGCUGUUUAAAGGGAAGACAAGAGAGCUGAGUCAACGAAUCACAAGCAGAAGGAUGCAACAGUUGAUGUGCGAGAGUUGCAGUUUUCUUGCAUUUGGAGGCAACGGAGGAUGGUUGCUUUGAUCUGUGAGGAGGAGCAGCACAGAUCGGAUAUUUUGUUGCGUUAAAAGCUCUUAUCAUCUGUCAGACAAGCCGAGAAUCAGACAGAAAGAUCUACAAAACAAACAACAAAAAAUCUAAAGUUUGUGCACUCGCGCGUCUUUUCUCCCCCAAAAUGGACAUCUGGACAGACAGGCUUCUGCAGGGACUUCAUGCUCUGCUGGAAUGAAGUUGGAGUGGAGGCUUUCUGAUGGUCUGCGGCGGUGAGUAGCAGUGCAGUCUGCACCAACAUGCAUCGGAUUCUGCAGAGGAGGCGAGUGCGCAAGCUGCGGGUCGUCUGGGCGUCCCUGGCCCUGGUGGCUCUGUCUCUGGCCGCAUGCAGCGCGCUGUUCACGGCGUGGACCUGGCGACAGACUCGGGACCUGUCCCAGUCCUUUAAGAUCCUGCAGGACCGAAUGGAGCAGGUCAACACACAGAGGAAGGCCAUUGUGCAGCUGAUUCUGGAGAAGAGAGAGCUGCUGGUGGGCCAGAGAGUCAAGAGAGAUGGGGGGGCGCUGCGAGGGAGGAAUGGAAGUGGAAAGAAAGCGGCGUCUCAUUUUGAGAUAACCAAAGUCUCCUCUCAGCAAGUGGGAGAAGGUGGCGUGAUAAAGGGCUGGGAGGAGAGGACGCUGAAUAUGAGUAAAGCGGUGAGGUACAACAAGGAACAAGGCACCUUCACUGUGGAGAGGGCCGGCGUCUACUUCCUGUUCUGCCAGGUGCUGUUCAACGAGCAGCAGUCUCAGUACGUGAAGCUGGACGUGGUGACCGGCGGCCAGCGGCCCCAGAAGCUGCAGUGCAUGGAGGGCUACGGCACCACGCCGUCCGCCGGCCCGCACCCCUUCCACUUCCUGAAGCCGUGCCAGGUGUCGGGCCUGCUGCGUCUGGAGCGCGGCACCGAGCUGCAGGCCGUCACCGGCUCCUCCUUCAGGCUGCACACGCUGGGGAACCCGUCCGCCUCGCCGCACAUCUUCAGCAUCUUCAAAGUGAACUGAGGAGGCUCGCGGCGCUCCGACCCGUCCGAGAAACAGCUGAAUUAACUCUUUUAUUCUGAGUUUUCUUCUCGAGGCGUCCCAUCCCGAACCCGCAGCCUCUUCCCACAGAUUAAAAGACAAAAGCUGACAUUUUUUGUGGAAGUUGUUGUGGAAUUUUUUUUUUUUUCCUGCUCUCUGGACAGCUGUGCUGUGCUGUUUUGGAACGCGAAUCGCAGACUUUUGGAUUAAAAGCGAGACCUGAAGCGGACUAAAUGCCUGGGUGGAUGUCUGCAGAGAGAACAGAUGUGAUGGAAGCUGCUCUCUAGAUAAAAAGGGCUUCAUAUAAAAAAGAAAAAUACUUGGAUGUCCCUCUUCGCCUUCGUAUCAUGUAAUAAAACGUGCUUACACUCUCUUUAUAAGACUGACAGUAAAGCUGUGCAUGCACCUUCCACUUUUAUAUCACCGGUGCCUGUCACAUCUAUACAGACACUAUAAAAUGAUAUUUUAUACAAUCUGUGUGUGAAUCAAACAGUUCUUCUUGAUUUUAUUCCUGAUCUUUAAAAUGCAAUGUGUGUUUGCGUGUGAAAAGUCUUUUUUUUUUACAUUUUUUAAAACACUUUGUAUAUAAACCACACAUACUUUACUUUUUACAUUUUUUAAAUGCCGCGGAUGUGAAUUUGUGCCCUUUUUUCUAUAAGGUCAGAUCUGAUUGUGAGGUAUUUGUAUGUAUAGUAUUGGCUUGAUUUCUCUGAAAAGCAAAACGUACAGAUUCAAAUAUAGCUGUGUCUCUCUUUUC
This is a messenger RNA of Centropristis striata (black sea bass), 1994 nucleotides long. It is a transcript of the gene tnfsf12, whose product is annotated as TNF superfamily member 12. The transcript has 6 exons. Bases 479 to 1219 code for a protein of 246 amino acids. The record is from RefSeq and is a predicted model, not a curated record. NCBI's taxonomy places the organism in Eukaryota, Metazoa, Chordata, Actinopteri, Perciformes, Serranidae. Gene Ontology annotation, biological process: immune response. Gene Ontology annotation, molecular function: tumor necrosis factor receptor binding; receptor ligand activity. Gene Ontology annotation, cellular component: membrane.